Molecule: messenger RNA, 2907 nt
Organism: Rotaria sp. Silwood1
Lineage: Eukaryota; Metazoa; Rotifera; Eurotatoria; Philodinida; Philodinidae
Source: the annotation of a GenBank genome assembly
AUGUGGUCAUUGUAUUGCACAGUAAUAUUCAGUGUUGUUUUCGUCACUGGCAAUCGAUUGUCUGCACCUUACGAUGUUCGAAUCGAUUAUUAUAAAGCUGAAACAACGAAAGAUUUAGUCAUUAACACAGGUCGACCACGUUUUUCUUGGAAAUUGCCUCUAACCAGCCAACGCAAUGUUCGACAGAUUGCCUAUCAACUGCAAAUCCUGUCGCAGAAUGCACUUCUCUGGGACAGUGGUCAUGUCACUUCAAGUCAAUCGAUUCAUGUUCCUUAUCCAUACGGAAAGGAUCUUGAAGAAUUGACUCAUUAUCAAGUUCGUCUUCGUCUUUGGACCAGUGCAUCAGAAGCAGCAACAUCAUGGACAUCGUCGAUUCCAUUUCGAACAUCGAUAUACAAUUUUCAUCAAUACUUAAUGGAUCAUAAUGAUGAAGUCUAUUGGAUUGGUUCAACUCAAAUCUACAUGAAUGAAUUACGAAAAGAAUUCAGUGUUCCAGAUACAAGUCCAAUUCGAUCGGCCACUGUCUUCAUUUCGGGUAUUGGUUAUUAUGAAAUGUAUUUGAAUGGUGAUAACAUUGAUCCUAGUCGAAAAUUGGAUCCUGGAUGGACCACUUAUCAAAAACGAACACUCUUCGUUUCUUACGAUGUGACCUCCAAGAUCAAAGUCGGUAUGAAUGCUGUCGGUGUGAAAUUAGGCAAUGGUUGGUACAGUCAAGAACAAUAUUUGCUACCGUCAAUACCUGAACCUAAUUAUGGUCCACCACGUCUGAUGUUUGCCUUACAUAUUAUCUUCGAAAACUCUGAUCAAAUGAACGUUUAUAGUGAUCAAACGUGGAAAGGUCGACAAGGAUCGAUUAUUCAUGAUAGUGUUUACAAUGGUGAAAUUGUUAAUGCUCGUUAUGAUCGUCCUAAUUGGACACAAGUUGGAUUCAAUGAUUCAUUAUCUCUUUGGAUUACACCAGAAAUCCUUCCAUCGCCGGUGAAUAUCAACGCCAAUGGACAACUGACUCUUCAAGACAUGCCACCGAUUCGAGCGGGAUCCGAUGCUCUGCAUUUCGAAGUGGAACAUGGUGUUGAUGAGAAGAAAAGCUAUUUAUCGAACGAAGAAAUCGGAAACAUUCUUGGUGCCUCGUUGAAAGACAGAGGAGUCUUGCAACCGAUCAGUGUCUCAACACCUGUCCUCGGUGUUCAUACGUUCGAUAUGGGACAAAAUAUGGUCGGUUGGUGUCGAUUCAAAUUCCGUGGUCCACGUGGCAUCGGUAUUUACAUUCACCAUGCCGAAGUUUUGUCGCAACCGGUCAUUUCCACAGGUCAUUCCUAUGGUGGACUUUAUACGGACAAUCUUCGUGGAGCAACUCAAAGUGAUACCUAUAUUCUUCGUGGUGAUCCCAACGGUGAAAUUUAUGAACCACGAUUUACGGUUCACGGUUUCCGUUACUUAACGGUUUUUGGUUCACCCACUCCAUUAUCGGUUAAUGAUGUCGAAUGUCCCGUUGUUCAUAGUGAAACCACGGUCAAAGGACAUUUCUCUUCCAGUAAUCCUGUGAUCAAUCAAAUUCAACACAACAUCUUAUGGGGUCAAUUGAGUAACUCAAUGUCUUUACCCACCGACUGUCCACAACGUGAUGAACGUAAAGGAUGGAUGGGUGAUGCUGCUCUGUCAAUCAAUGAAGCUCUGUACAACUUUGAUUUGAUUAAAUUCUACUUAAACUUUCUCACUUUGAUUAUGGACAUCCAAUUGAAAGCUGGUUUCGUUCCCGAUACUGUUCCACUGACAUUUGGUAUUUAUCCAGCUGAUCCUAAUUGGGGCACAGCUUUACCAACCAUUACUUGGCAAUUGUAUCGUCAUUACAAUGAUAUUCAGAUUCUUCGAGAUCAUUACGCGUCGAUUCGUGCUUAUGUCGAAUCUGUUCGCGAUGGUUAUCGAAUAACAGGUUUAGCUAAACUGAUAUAUCAUUACGGUGAUUGGGUUCCACCACCACCACAACCGAAGACCGAGGGUCAUCUCGUUGCUUCAUUCGCGUUUCUUCAUGAUGUUUCAUUAUUGAUCAAUAUGUCACAAAUCCUUGGUUACAGCCAUGAUACUCAAGCGUACACAGCUUUCUAUCAACGAUUAGCAGAAGAAUUUCAUCGAGUCUUUUUCAAGGCUUCCACUGGUUACUAUACUGACGGAAUGCAAGCGGCACAGGUUCUUGCAUUGGCUUUACCAAAUGUGGUUCCAGCAAAUGUUCGCGAUGGUGUUCUUCAACAUUUAGUUCAAGAUAUCCGAGCUAAAGGAAAUCAUGUCUCGACAGGUAUUGUCUCCACAGCUCAACUGUAUCCAUUACUAUCGGAUAAUGGUCAUCACGAUCUUGCUAUGGAAUUGAUUACAUCGACCACUUACCCAUCGUAUGGUUUCAUGUUUAACAAUCCGUAUGAAAAUGCCACAACCAUCUGGGAAUUAUGGAAUGCACCAUUCGAAGGUCCGAGCAUGAACUCUCGUAAUCAUCAUAUGUUUGCUAGUGUCGGUGCUUGGUUCUAUUCGCAUUUAGCCGGUAUCGAUCUUCAAUCGGACUUGAUUGUUAUUCGUCCACGAAUGGUCUCUGAAGAAAAGAAACAUCUACUAAGUAAAAUUGAUUGUCAAUUGAGUACAUUGUAUGGCUUAGUCCAUGUUUCUUAUACUCGUGAGGAACAUGAUAUAUUUGCCAACUCCAUUUUACUUCGGAUUACCAUUCCAGCCAACGCUCAAGCGAAAAUAGUUUUUGAACCAUUAUUUUCCGGUGCCAAAUGUGUGACUAUUAUCGAAGGUUAUAAAGUGAUUUGGUCCAUUGCUGACAAACGAAACAAUGUCAUCGAAGAUCCUCAAACUAGUCUAAUGACUGUUCAUAUCGGUUCUGGUUCCUACGAAUAUCAAGUCUUUUGGGAAUAA